Molecule: messenger RNA, 4650 nt
Organism: Mercenaria mercenaria
Lineage: Eukaryota; Metazoa; Mollusca; Bivalvia; Venerida; Veneridae
Product: lim and transglutaminase domain protein ltd-1-like
Exons: 11
Coding region: 438-2729 (763 amino acids)
Source: RefSeq, a predicted model, not a curated record
UUGUUCUGCUUUUUAACCAAAACGGGUAUAUUAUUUCAAAAGUUAUUGUUAAAUCAUACAACAAAUAGCUAAAUGGGUUUUUGACGGAUCGAUAUCAUAACCGGUGCGUUAAACUGCAAAUUAAUUAUUUUGAAAUUUGUUUACUUAUAACAUGCUAGAACAUUAAUAUCAAAUACAAUCCAUUGAUUUUUAUCAAAUAAAAUACCAAAAAGCGGAUAUUGGAGUACUUAUACUAUAAAUAGAUUCAUUUAUAGUAUGCCGAAUAGAUGCUCGAUUCAUUCAAAUUAUCAAUUGGGUAUAAUUGUGUGCAGGCAUCAUACAUAGUGCGAAAUAGGAAGUUAAAACGGUUUAUUGACGUAGAACGAACAAAUCGAAGAUAAAAGAACUUAGAUUUCAAUAGACUGUUGUGGAUUAAAGCGAGAUAACGGACAGGGAAAAUGGGAAGCGGGUCGUCUAAACCGCCCGCACCUCAUGAGGUGUCAGGAAAAAACGUCAACGUUUAUGAUGUAGUUGAAAAGAAAAAUGGUGAAGAGGACAAGACAAAGUCUAAUGGCACAGCACCUAAUCAAAAUGAUAAUAAACAAACAAGACCAAAAAGUAAAACCAGACCAAAAACAUCUACAAAAGGAAAACGGGAUACACCAGAUGCAUGGGAGCUGCUGACUUACCUUCCGCCAUACGGUGAAGAUUUUGAAUACUCUCACACCCACUUCCUGUAUACAAAUGAUCUUCCGCAGCUGGAGGACGUACCGCCGCCACAUACCUCGCCCACGAGAAAACACGAGAUUUUCGACCCAGACGAUUACGUUCACGUAGAUGAACGUACAGACGCGGUAAAAGACCAAGCUCUCGAGAAGCCUCUAACAGAACUGAUCCGGCUAUUGACUGGUGACUAUGACGAUGAUAUAUCUAAGGUUCGAGCCCUGUACCGCUGGUUUACGUCCCAGCCAGUGGAGACCAGCGAUUACAAGAAGAAUGCUAAACACAACACAGCCAUGUUCCAGCUGUGGAAUCUUAAACACAAGAGAAACACAUACGCUGGAUUUUUCAGCUUGUUAUGUUGGUAUGCCAAUCUACCAUGUGCCAUAGUUCGGGGAUAUUUGAAAGGCUCUACAUAUGAGGUAGGUCAGAAAAUCAACAAAGAUCUUCACCGCGGAGAGUGGAAUGCUGUCCUCAUCGACGGAAACUGGCGAUUGGUCAAUGCAUUCUGGGGCGCAUGCGUGCUGUCGGGUGACGAAGAUGAAGAUGCUAAACAAAAUUAUUUCUACACAUGCGAUGAGAAUUUCUUCCUGACCGAUCCACAACAGUUGAUCUACACACACUUUCCUGAAGAACCCAUGUGGCAACUCAUCGACUCAAAGAAAACAAUCAAAGAAUUCGAAACCAUGGUUUUUCUAAAAGACAGAUUUUUCAAUUUAGAAAUGAGAGUUUUAUCCCACCCAGAGUGUAAUGCUGAAGCGAAAGACGGAGAAAUAGAUAUACUGUUUGGUUUACACCCAGAAAAAUCGAUAAAUCACACUUUCUUAUGUAUCCCUACACACUUUAUCGAAAAUGCGAAACAAACACGUACAAAACCUGUAGAAUUGCCGCAAAAGAAUGUUCAGCUAGAUUUUAUAAACCGACCUAAUGACAAUGUGCUAUCAGUUAAGGUCAGGUUCCCAAAGGUUGGGACAUACAAACUGGAAAUAGUUGGUAAAGAUGUCUCCGUAACACAAAUUGAUUACGACUUUGACUGGGUGGCCAUUUACAAAGUAACAGUUAACAGUAUCCCAGAGCGACAAACCUUCUUCCCAGUUAUAGAAGCGGCUGGGUGGGGCCCUGGAAAGAUCUUGGGAGAGUUUGGUCUUCAGGCACUCAGUCAUCUGAAUGGCGUCAUUAAGAUGGCACCUGGCCCAUUAGAGGUCAAGUUCAAGAUAAUUGAUCAUAACAAGUUCAAGAAAGCAAAUAUCGUAUACCAGAUGUUACCACUCGGUGAGGAGGAGGAUGUUCUAGCGGAGACACAUCCAUUCCAACAAAAUGGGGAUAUCCUGGAAGCAGGGUUUACGGUUAAUGAAGGGGAAUAUAAGAUGAAGAUUAGCCACGUAUUUGGAGAAGGUCAUGAAAGAAACAUUUGCAACUAUCACAUCAUUAGUACUUUCCCGCCAAAACCCAAAACGGUUGAGAAGGACAGAACACCUACACCAGAAGUGGACGAGGAGGGGGAACUGAGAGAAAAGCUACGUGAGGCGAUAGAUUCACGAAACCUUGAGGAACUCGAGCGAACAGUUGAUCUGGUGGAGAGUAAAGGUUACGCUCCGAAACUUGGACCUGAACUUAGAGAGGCCAAAGAUCUUAUUGCAAGACUGAAACGUCUGCAGAAACUCAUCCAUGAGGUUAUGACAUUGAAUCAGAGAACAAUUGCCGAAAUAAAGUCAUACGCUCAUCCCCCCGACGAGGUUCAUACAGUGAUGAGAGGAACUCUUCUGUUGCUAGGCAACAAGGAAGAGGAAACGAAGGACUGGAGAAAUGUUCAGGCUCUGAUUGGUAAGACUGGGAAAGUAUCUCUGAAAAGAAGAAUCCAGGAACUUGAUGUAAACAAACUGAAGGAGGACACAGUGAGCCGGACAAAAGCUUUGUUGAAAAACAUCAACAUAGAGGACAUUGUGAUAAUAAGUGCUGGAGCAGCGACCUUCUAUUCAUGGUCUUUCGGAAUCACAGAAGAAUUCGAACUGAGAAAAAAAGAUACGUAACGUCAGCGAGCACAGAAAGGUUUACGUGAAGACGGAAAUUACGUAGAAUUAACACAUUUCUGAGAAGACCCCUGUGAUAGUAUAAUUAUAUACACUGUGAUAAACAUUUGAAAUACUUCUUCUGCAACUAAGUUUUAUAUUGUAGCUUUAUUAUGUCUCCUAUCACACAGUUGUGUGGGAGACAUAUUGAUUUACUCCUGUCUGUAUGUUUGUCAGUCUGUGUGUCUGUCACAAACCUUGUCCGCACUCUUAAGUCGAACAUUUCUCAUCCGAUCUUCACCAAACUUGAUCAAAAUGUGUUUGCCAAUAUGUCCUCGGGUAAGUUCGAUAACUAGCCAAAUCGGCACAGGCACUUCGGAAUUAUGGCCCUUGAAACUUGUUUUUUGAUAAUCAAAGCACUGAAAGUCUGAUAAGGCAGUUGAGGUCUUGGUGUGUGGUUGACUCAUAUACUACUAUUCAGAUGAUUAGAAAGUUGUGGGAGACUUGCGCUUUUCUCAAAAGCAGCUCUAGUUUGUUGAUUCAUUCUGUAUCAAGCUAAAUAUAGUGGUCUUAAAGUAUUGACAACAGAAAGGUUGCAAACGUAAAUGCCUGCUAUGUAGAUGUUUCAUUUGUGUUGUCAGCGUUUGCAUUCGAACACAGUCAUACGAUAUAUUCUGCUCAAUUAAACUCAUUAUAAGAAUAUAUCACUGGUUGAAGGUGUGGAUGGAAAUAUGGUGUCCGAGAGUUUACGGUUCAGGCAGUAACGAGGCACUGCCGAGUUACCAUAAAACAGUUACCGAGAGCCUGAUAUUUCCACCAGCACCUUCAACUAGUGACAAAUUCUUUUUUUGCAUAUACCGUAUAGUUCGACUGAUAGAAAAAAAAUGAGGUAAACCAAAUAUUUUUUUUUCUUUUCAGCACUUUUUAUCAUAGGUAGCGUAUGAAUUUACGCAUUCAUUCAUAAAUUACAGCACAUGAGUCAUCUUACACCCUCAUGUGUAAGACAAGUUUUUCCAGUACUGGCAAAACACGGGAAAAUCAUACAAGAAAAGCAAGGGUUUACACUGUAUUUUUUAUAUUGUCUUUUUUUCAAAGAUCCUUUUUGAGCAAUAUCUCUCUUUCACUAGUACUCUGUUGUCAUGGUAAUCAAAUUUGAUAACGUAUUCUGGUUAGUCAUUCUUCGAAUCUUAAACAAAGAAAACGUACUCUCCCGAUUGGCAUUACCGGUCCUAUACCUUGAGAAUCUUAGUAUAUUCUUAUUUUCUGCUUUUGUAUGAAAAUAGUAAAUUAAAAUCAAUUAUGCAGUAAUUCCUAUAUCAUUUCAUGUAUGCAAGUAGAUGCUAAAAUCUUACCGUACUAGAGUAAGUGCUUGACGUAAAACUUUUGAAGCUUUAGGUAUUGGUAGGAAUGAGGUAAAUGGCAAUAGAUAUUUUGAGAUUUGUACAUCUAUAUUCAUCCUUACAUGUAUGUUCUAAAUUCCAAAUUACUUAUGUCUUACUUUAGUUUUAUUUUGAAAGAAUAUGAAAUAGUUUUUACAAAAUCCUACUCUAAACGGCCUAUUUUAGAAACGUGAUAAGAAGUAUAAGAACAAAGCGUACAACGAACAGACUUCAGUAGAAUACUAUAACAAUACGAACAUUAAACACAGUGGCUAUAUUCUGUAGUACCAUUAGACUUUAGGAACUAACAAUGAUAUAUGUAGGCUUAUUUGAUUAAUUUACUUUUUGUUUUGUCUAACAAAAAGAUUUUGUACCGAUUAUUUUACCAAUCAGUAUUAGAAGUAGGAAAGUGAUGAAACAUUAAAUGCAUGUCAAAGCUUACUAGAUGUAAAUUAAAUGUGUUUCUUUUCAGUAUGUGAUACUUCUUUAAGACUAGUGCUUUCAUACAAUAUAUGUUAUAUCAUGACUACUCGUAUGAAUAAACUUAACAGUAAGUUUUAAAA